GAGAGAGUUUCCUGCUUUACUGGUACAGUGAGUUACUGAAAGUGAUGUUCGCGUUCCCAAUUAUGAAGCAACAGGUAUGUAACAUAUGUAUUAUUAUAAUUAUUUUAAGUUGUCAUUUUUUUACUAGGUUAUUAUAUACGACAACAGUUGACCGGACAUAUUAACUGAUAAUGAGACAGGGUCAAGUGGACACGUUGACACAGUCAGUUAGACAUAUUAAAUGCUAGACGAGGCAGGAUCGACUGGACAUUAGCUGAUGUUUAUUGAACAUAUUAUAAAUAAAUAUGGUCAAUUGAAAAAAAAAAAGGAACACAAUACUAAGUUAAUGCUGUUAUCCGUUAAAAUGGUUAUGUAAUUUAUUAUUAUUAUAUACAAAGAACCCACGUUUACUACAAAUUAAGACAUUUUCGAAUACGGGUCGGCAGUCUAAGCCCGCCCUGCUAGCCCCCGCUAGCCCCAGCUCCCUUAUAAUGCUAGACCACGACCUUCGCAUGUACAGUUAUACAUACCUGCUGUUGUAAUAGUUUACCCUCAUAAACACACACACUCACGAAGACACACAGAUAAGAGACUCGGACGACAGCGCGCUUGUGUUAUAAGCGACGGACAGACGCAUCUUUGCUAGAGUUAGAAGCGACAAAGUAUUAUUGUAGUCUGGUAAUUAAACCUUUAUUAAAUAAAUAAAUAAAUAGAUAAAUAAAUAGAACAGUUAAACACUUAAGUAGUCUGGCCGUGGUUUGGUGUUUGUGAGUUUGAAUCCUAUAAUAUCGUCUUUGAGUCGAAAGAAAAAUAUGGAUUUAUAAUUGCACGCAACCAAGAAUCGAUUAUUUCAAGUUGCAAGGUCUGAACUACUUUUUGUGGGUAAUUUAGGGUCCGUCUCGAUCCGCCGUCCCCCAUGGCUCUCUCACUCAGGGAACCUCCUCAGAGGCGACGCUCACUUGGACCCAUCUCCCCUAAACGGCUCUACAGGAACCUGUCUGUCAGGCUGAGGGGCGGGGCCACCACCGACCAAUCACAGCCCUCCACCACGGGCAAGGUGGAGAGCAGACGGCAUAACAGGAAGUCAGCAGCAUCUUAUCUCUCUCUCUUUGACGCAGUGGAGAAUGAAGACACUCAGGCAGUCCACCUCAUGCUCUCCUCUGCUGGUCUGCCGAAGGAGGAUCUCAAUGGUUUGAGUUCGGAGGGACUGGUUCCCAUGGACAUCGCUGUGCUCACCAGUAACACCCCACUGGUCAAGAUACUAGCACAGGCUGGAGCCAGGGACAACCCCCACUUGACCAGCGUUGAGGAGAGGGGGUCUCAUCUGAGUGCUCUGGUCUUGGAGGCAGGGCGUAGGGUUCUAGAGCUUACCAGGGAUGUGAAGGAGUGGCUUGAAACAGAAGAGGAGGGAUCCCAGAAGAGGAGGGAGCUUAGAGUGUGGACCCUGAGACUGCAGCUCUAUACCAGGAUGAGAGACAACUACCAGAGCACAGUAGCCCCGGGCCCUCCCAGUAAUGUAGCUAUACAGGUAACCAGUGAGACAUCACUCAUGGUAACAUUUCGGGAGCCGACGAGCAGCCCAAAUUCAGGGGUUAUCACUCAGUACAAAGUGGAGUGGAGUUGCAAUGAGAGCUUUAACCCUUUGUGUGGCUGGGAGACAGUUCAUGAUCUGAGGGUCUUGCAGUUCAGCAUCACUGGACUGACUCCAGGGCUGCAAUAUUUUGUGCAAGUCUUUGCCUACAAUGUGAAGGGGUGGGGCCCUGCUCAGAUUUCCAGCCCUCCCAGUGCUGUACCAUCUAGUUGGAAGGAGUGCUGCAGCGUGAUCCAGAGGAGGAGGAGGGAGCAGGAGAGAGCUGUGAGCAAACUGCUGGAGCAAGUGGAAGAGCCACAGUAUAGAGGAUUCUUCAUAGAGACCUCGAAAGUCCUUGCUCCCAGUAAGAGUCUGUCUGUGUCCCGAAGCCUCAAGCAGCUCUUCCACUCGGCAAAUAAGUUCGCCCGUUGCCUUCAGAGGGGGGUGUACCUGGGAACUGUUUUCUACCAUAAAGACAACAUCCUGGUUACUGCCGAGGAGCAGAUCCCAUUGGUGGAGAUCGACAGUUGCUCCACUUCCGUCACACAGGAGUUGAAUUGGUUUGUGAAGCUGUCCUGUGCCUGGAAGGAUGUCCAGUGGCUGCAGCAGGGAAUGGCCUCAGCUCUCUCCUCCUCCUCCUCAGUGCUGCAGACCAGACAGAAGAUCCUGCUAGCAGUGUCACAGCUACAGAGUGCUCUAGGCACUGCAGACCUGGGGCAGGUUUACUACGAGCCCCUCCGAGACCAGCAGGGGAACAUGCUGCUGCUCACUCUGCGCCGGGAUGGGGGACCAUCGGUCUUCCAGAGGAGCCUGAGGAAGAGCAGCAUGGCCACAGCAACAGGUCUGCAGCAGGAGCUCACCGCCAUACACACACUCGCUGCACAGCUCAAGGAGAAGCUGGCCUAUCACAGGCGCAGCACCCAGACCACUCCCCCUGGGCUCUAUCUCGGCUUUCUAAAGCUCUAUAGCUCCGUGGAGCAAAAGAUCCAGGUGCUGGUGCCUCAGAAACAGCCCAACCUGCUUUGCCACUGUCGGGUCAGAGAGAACAAGCACGUCUCCCGAAUGGAGUGGGAGUGGCUGCAGGCCCUAUCCUCUCAGAACCAAUCAGUGGAUUUGAGGAGCCGCCCCCCCCAACCUCCUCCUAGUGUGUUUGUGAGGGAACUGAGAGGCGCUGUCAUUCAGCUACUCACCCAGCUCAGCAUCCCUCUCGCUAAGGCGCGGGAUUACCGUCUCUACACACAGGAAGUGCUGCAGUUCGGGGACAAUGUCUCCUUCCUGCUGCUGCUUCCGCACCCCGAGGAUAUUUGGUCCGCCCCGGAGCAGCACGGGAGAGUCAACGGCUUCCUGACACUGCCGCUGCACAUCUUUGAACUUGUUCACUUCUCUGCUUAUGAGUCCGAGUUCUACUUGCGGUACUGCCAGGCCUCUGUGCUGCUGGAGCUGGACUCCAAACUAUCUCAGCAGGCUCUGAGGGAGGCCCUGGACAAGACGGAGGCACAGAGAGCCAAGGAGAGGCACACCCAGGUCAUGGAGCUCUCGCAGCGUUUGGAGGAGCUGUGGCGGGAGGUGCGCUGGAUCCCCGAUGCUCUGCAUUGGUACAGACAGGGCUGCUGUGGAGCCCCUCUACACUGCUUCAUGGAGGCCAGCGUUCACACAGACACCGGAGUGAAACCAGAGCCAGCCCUGGACUGCCCCCCACCAGCACCUUCCAGCUCAGAGUGUAGCCCUGGGCCAGACUCUCCCCACGGCAGCUCUGAAGAGGAUGAGGUGUUCUGGCCGCUGUGUGGCAGUGACUCAGACUCACCCCCCCAGCUCAGGAGCUCCAGGAGCCAGGUUCCCAGCCGGUACUACUCCCUGCGCCGGCCUGGGAAGGAGCCCUGCAGAGGGGCCCAUCUUCCCGAGAGGAGCCUGGUGGAGUGGAUCAACGGCUCCCAGGACAGCUGAGGAACAGUGGAGUUGUGGAAUAGGCAGCUCACUAAUAUAAUGGGACAGUCUAUGAGUCUGUGAUCCUGUGGUACUGUAUUCCAGGCAGCUUGUUAAUAUAAUGGGAUAGUCUAUGAACCUGUGGUACUGUAGUACAGUCUGCUCACUAACAUAAUGUGACAGUCUACAUGGGUAAAAGUGGCCAGUGAUCAUUUUGACAAUCACCUGGCCCCCCAAAGCUCUGGGAUUAUACAUAGUGGUGCUGUAACAAUUUUUAAAUCAUAUACAAUCUCUGCUUAACUCAGUCAGAUGUUGUAAAGCCAGGGUUCAUACAGUUUUUCUGAUACAAAUUUCAAGGACUUUUCAAGAAACGCUUAGACAAUUUUCAGAGACCUAAUUUAAGGAGUUAAAAAGCUUUUGCAUUAACAGUUUAUUUACCUGUAUAAUAACAAAAAUCCAAAUUAUACUCACUUUGGGUAUAGAUAGAGCCACAUGUUUUUCACAAAUACGAAAUAAAACAAAAUGCAGCAUAUAAAUUGAAAUAAAACAAAAUGCAACAAGAAAAUAGAAAGGAGAAAUAAUUAUAAGGCAAACAGAAUAACAUUUUUAAUUUAUACAAAAAAUACUGUAAUGUUGAGUGGAAUUAAGGAGCCAGACGAUCACAGCAAGAUCUCAUUCUCUAAACAGCAAGGGUCACCACACAACAACACAGCCCACAGAAGUGUGCAAGCUGCCCCUUUAUACCGUAAAAACAUGUAACCUUUAGGCAUAACAAGACAUACAAUGUAGACAUAAGAAGACAUGGUAUUGAACCCCACAAAUCGAACAAGAGACAAACACAACACGAUUGGACAACAUUCACAAGCACACAACCCCCCCC
Messenger RNA from Polyodon spathula (Mississippi paddlefish), 4352 nucleotides. Its product is annotated as ankyrin repeat and fibronectin type-III domain-containing protein 1-like. Gene Ontology annotation, biological process: establishment of mitotic spindle orientation; regulation of establishment of bipolar cell polarity. Gene Ontology annotation, molecular function: protein binding. The transcript has 19 exons. Gene Ontology annotation, cellular component: spindle. The record is from RefSeq and is a predicted model, not a curated record. NCBI's taxonomy places the organism in Eukaryota, Metazoa, Chordata, Actinopteri, Acipenseriformes, Polyodontidae. Bases 896 to 3493 code for a protein of 865 amino acids.